UAAGAACUACUUUUCGUACAUCGAGCCGGAAGACUUUACGCAACCUAUUUGUUGUCCUUGGAUACAGGUGCUUGAUGUUCUGAGUGAAAGCAAAACGCGGUUUCCCAAAAUAUUCACUAAUCGUUCUACAUAACCGUCAAGAUACCACGAAAAAAGGAAUCCUACAUCCGCGUCCGUAGCGGAAAGAUGAGUACGGAGGAUGCAAAAACCUACUUGUCUAAGCGAGAGAUUCCUCGCUUGUUUGAGAGUUUGAUGACUGGUCUUAUGUACCACAGACCAACAGAUCACAUAGCUUAUCUGAUAGACUGUCUAGCUAAGGUCAAGGACAAAGGUCAAGAAAACUUGGCAUGGAAUUCAUUUGUGGAAGCAAAGAGAGCAAAGACUCCACUGCCCCCUAUAACUCCAGAUAAUGGAAAGCGUCCAAAAUCCAGGUCGAAAACACCAGCAAAAAUAGACUCUGAGAGAAGUAGCACACCAGUGGACAGACAAAGGUCUAUCACACCAAUUGAUAGAAAAGGGUCUGUAACCCCAGUUGAAAGACAAAGGUCUUUAACACCUAUAGAUAGGAAAGGGUCCGUUACCCCAAGUGAUAGUAAAAGGAAACAGGAAUCACCUGUUCCAUUGGAAGAGAAGAGAGGAACACCACUGCCACCUAUUGCAGAUCCAGCUGAUUCUGCUAAAAUAAAUGACAAAGUCACAUCAGACACAAAAGCUAAAACUGUGGACAAGGCUGACAUUCCUGAUGUUCCUAUUGUAUUUAUCAUGGGAGGUCCUGGUUCAGGAAAACUGACACAAGUAACCAGCUUACUGAAGUUAGCAGAAGGAUGGGUUCAUUUGUCUAUGGGAGAUAUCUUACGGAAUGAGAUCGCACAGAAAGGCAAGGCUGAGGAUAAAUGGAGUAUGAUAGGAGAUCUAGUAUCAAAAGGAGAAAUGGCACCAGAGGAAGUUACAGGAGAACUACUUUUGGAUUCAUUCAAACAACACAAGAACGCCAAGGGAUUCAUACUAGAAGGGUACCCAAGAGAUAUGGAUCAAGUCGAAGAGUAUAUGAAAGUGAUUGGCAAGGUGAAUGCAGUUUUCUAUUUGGAUUGUGAGGAAUAUUAUUGCACACAAAGACUUCUACACAGAGGACAAAAGACAGAUAGAAUUGAUGAUAAUUUGGGGGCCAUCUCAAAGAGGAUAACAUUCUUCAAAGACAACACAUUACCCGUGGUGAAAUACUAUGAUGACAUGGGAAGAGUGUUUGUGGUAAAUGGAGACAGAGACACGAAGGAGAUUGCAUUUGAAGUAGGAAAUUUGUUCAAAUUCCUUAAAAAGAACAAUUUUGAACUGAAGAAUGCUAAACCAUUGACUGCUCCACCCCCACAGAAGAAACGAGAACGAAGGCCUUCUACGCCUAAACAAAAAGACAAUAAGGACAGUAAAGUUAAACCUGAAGAUGUGAUUGUACCAUUAGCUACAAGACCUCCAACUAUUGAUGUACCAGACACAGGGAGAAAAGAUGGAUUACCUUCAUGUCCUAUCAUAUUAAUUGUUGGUGGACCUGGUAGUGGUAAGGGUACACAAUGUAAAAAGGUUUGUGAACGAUAUAAGGAAGUUGUCCAUCUUUCUAUGGGAGACAUAUUACGUAACCAAAUUGCUACACAAGGAUCAGCUGAUGAGAAAUGGGGUAUGAUUGGUACUUUAGUGCAGAAAGGUGAAAUGGCUCCACAGGAAAUAACAGCUGAACUCUUGAUAGAACAAAUAAAAAAGAACAAAGAUGCUGCAGCUUUCAUUGUUGAGGGAUAUCCUAGAGAUAAACUACAAUUGGAAGAAUUUAAUAAACAUAUUGGUGGAUUAAAUUUUGCAAUAUUAUUAGAUUGUGAAGAAUAUUACAUGCAGAAACGGUUACUUGACCGAGGAAAUGCCAGCGGUCGUAUUGAUGAUAACUUAAAUGCCAUACAGAGUAGGCUAACAUUCUUCAAGAAUAACACAUUACCCAUAUUAAAACAUUUAGAUGACCAAGGAAAACUUGUAGCAAUUGAUGGAGACAGAGACUUAGAUGAAAUAUCCUACAACAUCAGUCAAGUUUUAGAUUUUGCAUUUUUUGGCAGAAAGCCACAGGCACCAGGAGCUGAAGAAGCUUUAAAGAGCACCAAGGUGGUUUUUGUUCUAGGUGGUCCUGGCAGUGGCAAGGGAACACAGUGUAAGAAAAUUGUUGAGAAAUUUGGCUAUACACAUCUUUCAACUGGUGACCUCCUUAGGGCAGAGGUUGCAUCAGGGUCAGCACAAGGGAAGAAACUUACAGAAAUAAUGGAGAAAGGAGAACUAGUGCCCUUGGAAACAGUCCUUAUGUUGUUAAAGGAUAAUAUGAUUGCGAGAGCUCCAACCAGUCGAGGAUUUCUCAUUGAUGGAUAUCCUAGGGAAAUGGAACAAGGAGUUAGAUUUGAAGAUGAGGUUAGAGAAAGUGACUUUUUAUUGUAUUUGAAUGUUUCCGAGGAGAAGAUGACCUCUAGACUUCUGGGAAGAGCACAGACAAGUGGAAGGGUUGAUGAUAACGAAGAAACAAUUAAACAAAGACUGAAGACUUUCAGUGAAAAGAAAAAUGCUAUAAUGGAAUACUACAGCAAGGAAAAUAAAGUGGAAAUGAUAACAGCAGAGAAAUCAGUAGAUGACGUUUUUGCAGAGGUUGUGAGAGCAUUUGAAAAUAGAGGGAUUACAGCCGCUUCCAAGCAGAAAGAGAAGUCCACAGGCGGAUUAAAGGAUGCUAAAGUUCUAUUCGUUAUUGGUGGACCAGGCAGUGGUAAAGGUACACAAUGUGCGAAGAUUGUGGAAAAGUACGGCUUCUGUCACCUGUCUUCAGGAGAUUUACUACGAGCUGAGGUCCAAUCAGAAUCUGACCGAGGAAAGCGUCUCAAUGAAAUAAUGGAGAAAGGUGAACUGGUUCCUUUAGAUGAGGUAUUAGCUUUACUUAGAGAUGCUAUGGAGAAAAAAGUAUCAGAAGGAGUCAAAUGUUUCCUCAUUGAUGGAUAUCCAAGAGAAUUGGAACAAGGAGAAAGAUUUGAAAAAGAGGUGGCAGGGUGUACUGGUGUAUUGUAUUUUGAAGUAUCAGACGACACUAUGACACAAAGAUUGUUGGAACGUGGAAAGACAAGUGGCCGUGUAGAUGAUAACGAAGAGACAAUUAAAAAACGAUUAGAAACCUUCCAUAACCAAACAAAACCAUUGAUCGAUCAUUAUAAAGAGAAAAGUAACAUUAUUAAAGCGGAAGGAACAGUAGAUGAAAUUUUCACAGAAGUUCAGAAAUACAUGGACUCUAAAAAAUGGUAGACAUAUUGAAUUUGGCUCAUAUAUAUUAACAUUCAUUUCAUAAGUAAGGAAGUAGACAAAGAAAAAGUUGUACGUUAUAACUGGCAUUACAAAUGUAAAACUAUGACUGGCUAGAUUCUAUAUACAGUGAAACCAAAGGAACUGAACUUUUUGCUAAGAGUAGACAUUUUAUCAGUUUAUGCUGGUUUGAUAACUGUAUAUUAAUAAUUGUUUUUCCUGGUACAUAAGUUUUGUAAAAACAGUUUUUAAGUUUAUGGAGAAUUCAGUUGAGUCAGGUUACCCUAGUACAGUUUAUUAGACUAAUGUUUAAGUUGAAAGCUACUUGGGGUAAUUUAGUAAGUUUUUACAGUAUAAAGUUUGUAGGUGUUCGCACACUUCAUUGCUCCUGGUCUGCUGGAACGAAAUUUUAUUUAGAGUUAUUUUAAAAUUGUUAUGCAUUGAAAUCACAAUUUUUUAAUUUUUUUAAAAGAAAAUGACCUUAAAAUCGGUUUUCAAAAACGCAACAUAAGGAAAUGUUUUGUGCUAGAUAAAAAUUGUUAUUAAGGUAGAAUUCAAAGCUUAAUGUAGCACUGUAUUGAUUUAAUGUUUGUUUUUUUUUACAUUUUUUUGUAAAAUGACAUUAUAAUGCUUAUUGACUUAAAGCUUGAUUUGACCACAAAACAAAACAAAAAAAAAACACCAAAAAAACUGCUUCAAAUAUAAUGAACCCUGCAUUUAUUCUAUCCAUGAAAAUGAAAUGUUGAUUGCAUCAAGAUGUGCUGUAAUAAUUGUGUGCAAAAAUGUUGUAGACAAGAGUUGUGCUAGAAAUCCUCAAGGAUCAUACAGCAGGAGGUAUAUAAUUGCAUGGGUGGACAUCAAAUUAAAUUCAAUCUUAUGCAAAAUGAUAAAAAAAUCAUCAUACAGAACCAUCAUUUGGGUAACUCUAUCCCAUAUUUAAAAAUGUAUAAUUUGAAGAAAAAAUAUGUAAUUUUUUGUAUUUGAGUAAAAUUUUCCAAACACUUAAAAAAUUUAGGAAAAUAUUGAUCAUAAACAAUUAGUGGAAAAACUACUCUUUCAUUUGGAAAAAUAAUCCUUGCAUAAAAUAUUGACUAUGCUGGAUAAAAAAGUUGUUUUCAGUGUAUAUGUUAUUCAAAUAUUUCAAGAAAAAGGCAUAUAUUUUCCAAAACCACCCCUUUCUUAUUUAAUUUAUUUCCAUUUUCAUGUAUUUUUUGUCUUAUUUAAUUUUUCCAUUGCUUUGUUAUUUAUAUAGUACUUAUGUCAUAAUUUUCUGUGAUAUUUAAAGGCAUUUUGUUAUUUACUGUUAGAUGUUAGUUUUUACUAUUUAUUAAAAUAAUAAGGCUGUCCCAUUAAGCUUGUAUUUAUCUGUACAUAGUAUUGUAUUACUAAGGGGUAUAAUUUCAUUGAUCUUGCUUCAGAAGUAAUAUCAUUGGAAUAAAGAUAAGCAACUUUAAGUGUUAUCUGUUGUUGCAAGAUAGUUGAUGAUUCACAGUGUUAUCUCCCUUGAUCCAGGUCCCUUUAUACUUGUUUAUAUAUAAUUAUUAGGAUGUGAUGUGUACCAUUGUUUUAAUUUGGUAUGAUUCUUUGUUAAAGAUUGUAAAAAUCCCCCCUACCCCCCUGAAAAAAAGAAAAACUAAAAAAAACAAAAGCAAUUUGCACACAAAACUAAGGAUAACAAAUGUGUUAAACAUCAUGCUUUCCAAACUUUAAAUCAUUAGUUUAGUUUAAACAUAUUUAUUUAUAGUGGAUUGGAAAACAAGUUUUGCAACUUAUAUUUAUCCCUUUCCACUUUGGGGGUGCGAGUACUGCCUUGAAGUGGCAUUAGCCUACUCUUUUUCGAAAUUUACAAGGGUGUCUUUAACGUGCAAGAGAUAUGACUCUCUUAACACAGGUCAGCCAUUUAUCGUUCCCUUCUGACAAACUAUCUUUGUUUCCUCAAGACUAUACUCGCAAAAUCAUUGCUGAAUAAGGCAUUAGAUAUUAUGAUUGUGUCCCUUGUCUGAUGCUGGUUCUACUCUAGAAUACCAUGAGAAUAUCAUUAACUCCUUAUUUAUCAAAUAUGACAGUUAUAACACAAUAAGAUCCCAUAUUUAAGAAGACUUCAAUAAAAAAAUAAUCUGAAUAAAAGAAAAUGAUUUGCUAAGAGUCACAUAGUAAAUAUUCUGUCACUUAUUUUAUCAUUCAUGUAGGAUCCUUCUAACCUCAAGAUUCUUCCUUGUGAGGUAAUAAUUUGUUUGACAUCACUAAACAAUAGUAGCUUUAUUAUUUAUUUAGCGUAAUCACUUUUCAGGUAAAUGGGCCAAAUAUAAAUGCGUCACCACACCUAAUUAUUGAGCUGAAAGAAAGUAUUUACUGGUUUUAUUAAAUUUAAGAUUUUCAAACAAUAAAAAAUAAAUAAAAGAAAAUAUAGAUGAACUUUGCUACAAGUACUAACCUAUUUAUACAUUUGCAAUAAAAAUCAAUUUUGUCAGGGAAGUCAACUUUUGCAUUUUUUUUUAAUUUAGGGGAUUAGUUUAGCUAUUUAUUAUAUUUACUAUGAAUCAACCAACUUUUACACUCUUGUAUGCCUCAGUUAUAUUUUCGUUUAGAGAAACAUAUCAGUCUUGCAGUAGGACAAUUUAUAUUUUUGGUCUUCUGCAUCUCCAUUGUUCAGUUAUAGAGUUGUGAUAUUACUAUGCAUCAGCAUUGACUUAAAAAGGAAUUUUGAAAAUUUUUCUUUUGUUAUUUUCUCACUUUAAAUCCUAGAGAGGUGAGAGCUCUGUUUCUAUCCCAACAUCCAAAUGUAUGUAUUUUACGUUUUAUUUAUUUUUUGUUAAUCUGUGUAUUUGAUAUUGAUCAUUAGAUCUGUUAUUUUUGUUUAUCUUUAUUUGUUUGUAUUCUUGCUUUCAAUAUACACUGCCUUAUGAAAGUAUCUUAUAGUAAUAUAUAAUAUCUUUAUAAUAUUUCAUGAAACAAUGUUGCAUUUUCUAGUUACUGAUGAACUGGUAAAUUUUCUUGAAUAGACUGGAUUAUCUCCCUUUUUACUUGUAAAGAUAUUUCUAUAGAUUAGUAAAAAAAUCAAUUUUACAAACACAUAGAUUUUUUUCUGCUAGAUUAAUGCACCCUGCUAUUUUUAAAAAGAACAUUUUUGAUUUAGUAAAUGGCGUAGUAGGAUUAGACUUUGGGAAAAUUUCAUUCCAAAUUAAGAUAUAUUUUAGAUAACAUAAGCAUGCUUGAUGCUUCCUAUUGAAAUGUACCCCUAAACCCCCAAAGAAGACAACUCCUGAAUUUAGGUGUAAAAUGAAAUUAAAGAUUAUAUUUAGUUUAAAUGUAAACUUUUAUGGUAACCUAGAUAAGAUGUUAGAGCACCAUAUCAUAAUAUGGCUUAUUUGAAAUUGAUGAUCAAUCUAUCUUCUUCAUGUAUUUUGUAAUGCCAAUUUUUUUUUUUUACAGCAAAUGAAAACAUUACUUGUUCAUGAAUAAAAAAAUAUUUUAUUGAUAUUG
Molecule: messenger RNA, 6789 nt
Organism: Mytilus trossulus (common blue mussel)
Lineage: Eukaryota; Metazoa; Mollusca; Bivalvia; Mytilida; Mytilidae
Product: adenylate kinase isoenzyme 5-like
Exons: 24
Coding region: 187-3309 (1040 amino acids)
Biological process (GO): nucleobase-containing compound metabolic process
Cellular component (GO): cytoplasm
Molecular function (GO): nucleoside diphosphate kinase activity; AMP kinase activity; ATP binding
Source: RefSeq, a predicted model, not a curated record